AAAAAAAAAAAGAAAAGUAGAUGGUGGGAAGAAGAAAGAAGAAAAAGAAAAAGAAAAUAUAUAUGUAAAUAGGGAAGAAGCAAACUUAAAAGUUCAUCAAAAUUCAGAUGAAGCACAUGGGAAGAGGGGUUGUGAGUGGUGGUAAAUUUUAAUAUAAUUUUUAGAAAAAGAAAGAAAGAAAGAAAGAAAGAAAAGAAAGUAAGAAACAAAAUAAAAAGAAAAAGUAUUGUUUGACAUUCAUUAAAAAGGGUUUUUAAGAAAAGAAAUUAAAGAGAAUUAUGGAAGGAUGGAUUAGAGUGAGAAGAGACUGUUGUUGGUUAUUUGUUCCUGAAUUUGCCUUUUCUUAUAAUUUCUUCUUCUUUCUUUUCUCAUCAUUUAUUAUUCUUUUAUUAUUUAUUUUUUGUUAUUCCAUCAUGAUAAUUAUUCUAUACUGCUUUUCUGUUCCUUGACUAUUACGGUAUUUAGGUUAAGUGCCCAAACGGGAAUUCGUAGUUUCAUUGCUUCCGGUUUUUCAAUUUUGUUUCGGAUGAGUGUUUUUCGUUUUUGAUUCUAGGGUUUCCCCCUUUUUUUUUUUGUUCUUUUUAUCUUCUUCUUCCUCUUCCUUCGAUCUUCAUCUUCGAUUUCGAUGGAAGCUGCUGCCUCCGACGGCGAGAAUCACAACCUCAAUAAUGAUAAUAUUAACAAAAUUAGUAACUCCAGUGAGGGUCUUAGCAAGCCCAAGCGCCAGAUGAAGACUCCGUUUCAGCUUGAAACCCUCGAGAAAGCCUAUGCUUUGGAGACUUACCCAUCGGAGUCCACAAGGGCUGAACUUUCGGAGAAAUUGGGCCUCACCGAUCGGCAAUUGCAGAUGUGGUUUUGUCACAGGAGGUUGAAGGACAAGAAAGAGCCGGCGAAGAAACCCAGAAAGGUGGUACCUGCUCCGGCGUUACCUGAUUCUCCCAUUGACGAAUUGAGAGUAGUGGCUGAGCCGGGUAGUGAUUAUGCUUCAGGGUCGGGAUCGGGUUCGAGUCCAUUUGGUGAUGUUGGGUUGCGUAAUGCGGCACCUAGAAGUGUUGGAGAUGAUAUGCCAAUGAUGAGAAGGUAUUAUGAAACUUCACGGUCUGUUAUGGAACUUAGAGCUAUUGCUUGUGUGGAGUCGCAGUUAGGUGAGCCAUUGAGGGAGGACGGACCUAUUCUUGGGAUCGAAUUUGAUCCACUACCACCUGAUGCUUUCGGAGCACCUAUAGUAGCAGAACAGCAGAAGCGAUCUGGACAUUAUGAACAACGGGAUGCAAAAUCAAAUAAAGUGGCUGCAAGAGGAUUCCCUGAAUAUCCCUUUAUGCCGGACCAGGCUAAUAUUAGAGCUGAUGCCUAUGGUCCAGUUUCCCAAUUACAUUAUUCAGAUUCUUUAGGCGAGGUUUCAGCAGCCAGGACACCAUCAUUUUUGCAUGGUCAUGAACAGUUGAACAGGAGCCAUAAUUACCACAGUCAGGUCUCAAGGGUUCGUCACAUGUCUCAACAGGAGAAGCAGGGAGUUACAAUUUCAUCUCCUGCUGAAGACAAUGCAUUUUCCCUUCCAAGGGAUUCUUAUCCAAAUAUCAGAAUGAGUUCGCAGUUCACCGAACACCCAAUUGUUGGACAAGAAAAUUCUUAUGUGUUGCCUGAUGGGCAUUUUCCAAACGAUGCCAUGAUUAGGAUGGAAAGGAAACGCAAGAGUGAAGAAGCUCGUUUGAGCAAAGAAGCUGAAGCCCACGAAAUAAGAAUGCGGAAAGAGCUUGAAAAACAAGAUAUUUUGAGGAAAAAGAAUGAAGAACGAAUGAGGAAAGAAAUGGAAAAGCAAGAUCGCGAAAGAAGAAGAGAGGAGGAGAGGUUACUGCGAGAAAAGCAGCGUGAAGCUGAGAGAUUGAAGCGUGAGGAAAGACGUGAACAUGAACGAAGGGAAAAGUUUCUGCAGAGGGAGUAUUUGAGGGCUGAAAAGAGGAAACAAAAAGAAGCUAUUCGCAAAGAGAAGGAAGCUGUGAGGCGCAAAGCUGCUAUUGAGAAGGCUACUGCUCGUAGAAUUGCCCGUGAGUCUAUGGAGCUUAUUGAGGACGAACAGCUUGAACUGAUGGAACUGGCUGCCGCGAACAAAGGAUUAUCCUCCAUAUUAAAUCUUGAUCACGACACUUUGCAGAAUCUUGAAUCUUUCCGAGAUUAUCUUGGUGCAUUUCCACCCAAGUCUGUGCAACUGAAGAAACCUUUCGGCAUUCAGCCUUGGGUCAAUUCAGAGGAGAACAUUGGUAACCUUCUCAUGGUCUGGAGAUUUUUUAUUACGUUUUCUGAUGUUCUAGAGCUGUGGCCCUUUACUCUUGAUGAGUUUGUUCAAGCUCUUCAUGACUAUGAUUCGAGAUUGCUGGCUGAGAUUCACAUUUGCCUUUUGAGACUGAUUGUAAAAGAUAUUGAAGAUGUUGCAAGAACACCUUCUACUGGAAUGGGAAUGAACCAGAAUGGUGUUGCCAAUUCUGGAGGCGGACAUCCGCAGAUUGUUGAAGGGGCAUAUGCAUGGGGGUUUGACAUUUGCAAUUGGCAGAAGCAUUUAAACCCAUUAACAUGGCCAGAAAUAUUUAGACAAUUAGCACUAUCAGCUGGACAUGGACCUCAGUUGAAAAAGAGGAGUUUGGCAAUGUCUGAAAUGCGUAGCAAAGAUGAGGCUAAAUGCGGUGAGGACGUAGUUUCUACUUUACGCAAUGGUUCAGCCGCUGAAAAUGCAUUUGCUAUCAUGCAAGAAAAAGGUUUGUUAGCUCCUCGCAGAUCUAGGCAUCGGCUAACUCCUGGAACUGUCAAAUUUGCUGCUUUUCAUGUUCUUUCCCUAGAAGGCAGUGAGGGGCUAACAGUACUAGAGCUUGCAGAGAAGAUACAGAGAUCAGGACUUAGAGAUCUGUCUACAAGCAAAACACCGGAGGCUUCCAUUUCUGUUGCUUUGACAAGGGAUACUAAGCUUUUUGAAAGAAUAGCUCCUUCCACAUAUCGCGUACGAGCCCCCUAUAGGAAGGAUCCAGAUGAUGCCGAUGAGAUACUUUCUGUAGCUAGAAAGAAAAUUCAGGUAUUCCAGAAUGGGUUCUUGGCUGGAGAAGAUGCCGAUGAUGUUGAAAGAGAUGAAGAAUCUGAAUGUGAUGAUGUUGACGAAGAUCCUGAAGUUGAUGAUAUAGCGACGACUUCCUUGGUGAAUGAAGAUGUUAGCAAAGGAGAUGUGAACUUGGAAGUUGAGAAUGAGAACUUAUGUCAUGAUAUUGCUGGAAAUCUACAAAAUGAUAUUGCCAAAGAUGUAUUGCCAUUCCCUCUAAGUGAUUCUAAGGAUGCAAAAUAUUUAAGCAUGCCUACAGAGCAGUAUGCUGCUGUUGAUGACACUACUAUCAGUGACCUUGAUCAAGAAAAUAUGGAGAUCGAUGAAAGCAAGGAAGGUGAAUCAUGGAUCCAAGGACUUACAGAAGGUGAAUACCAUGAUCUUAGUGUUGAGGAGCGCUUGAAUGCCCUUGUUGUCUUGACCAGUAUUGCAAAUGAAGGAAACUCUAUUCGCCUUGUCCUUGAGGAUCGCUUGGAAGCUGCAAAUGCUGUUAAGAAGCAAAUGUUGACAGAGGCUCAGAUUGAUAAAUCUCGCCUAAAAGAAGAGAUCAUUACUAAAUCUGAUUUUCCAAUUCAUAUAGUAAGCAAGGUGGAAAUUGAACUCAACGGUUCCACUAUGGAUGGUGGGCAAAGCCCUUUUCCUGUCGCUGACAAUAAGAACAAUGAAACAACCCCAAGCACUGCAGAAAACCACAGUAGUGUGCCUAAUGAGAGGGGUACUUUAGUGCCAGAUCUUUUCCCAGGUCCAGAUAACUUCUUGGCUCAGCAAUGUGGACAUGCUUCAAAGAGGUCACGUUCACAGUUAAAAUCUUAUAUUGCCCAUAGAGCUGAAGAAAUGUACACAUACAGAUCUUUGCCUCUUGGUCGAGAUCGUAGGCGUAAUCGGUAUUGGCAAUUUGUUGCAUCUUCUUCAAGCAAUGAUCCUGGUUCUGGGAGAAUCUUUGUUGAAAUGUACGAUGGAAACUGGAGGCUUAUUGAUUCUGAAGAGGGUUUUGAUGCUCUUUCAUUGGCUUUGGACACACGUGGGAUUAGAGAAUCACACUUACGCAUAAUGUUGCAAAUGAUAGAGACAUCAUUUAAGGAAAAUGUUAGGAGGAAUCUGCAGUGUGCCAAUGAGAUGGUUCAAAGUGGAAUUACUCCUAAAAAUGAAAAUGAUUAUUCAAGCUCUAGUCCUGAUUGCACUGCUGGUUUUAACAGUCCUAGCAGUACUGUUUGCGGAUUAAAUUUGGAUACAAUGGUAACAUCAUCUUCAUUCAGAAUUGAGCUUGGGAGAAAUGAAAACGAAAAGAAGAAUGCAUUUAGACGGUAUCAAGACUUGCAGAGGUGGAUGUUAAGAGAGUGCUUUAGCACAUCUACGCUAUGUGCCAUGAAAUUUGGAGAAAAAAGAUGCAAUUCACUGUUUGACAUUUGUGAUUCUUGUCUGUGCUUGUUUGAUUCUCAACAUUCUCACUGUCCUUCGUGCCAUCAAACUUUUGGUGUUGGUGGGAAUGAUAUUAAUUUUCUAGAACACACACGUCACUGUGAGAGGGAAAGGAAGUCUAGCCCUUUGGAUACACACUUUUUAGAUGCAUCUCUUCCCCUCAAAAGUAGGUUGCUCAAGGCUUUCCUAGCUUUCAUUGAGGUACAUGUUCCGUCGGAAGCUUUUCAAUCAUUUUGGACAGAACAUAGGCAAGAGUGGGGUGUCAGGAUGAAACUAUCUUCUUCUAUUGAGGAGCUUCUACAGUUAUUGACCAUGUUUGAAAGUGUAAUUAAGCGAGACUUUCUAAAAUCAGACUUCACUACAACUGACGAGCACCUAAGUUCAUGUUCUAUCUCUGGGAAUGUUAUACAUGAUCCCGCAGAUAUUGGAUCGGUAAUUACAUUACCGUGGAUUCCACGGACUAGUGCAGCUGUUGGUUUAAGGCUUUGUGAGGUAGAUGCAUCAAUUUAUUAUAUUGGAUGUGAGAAACCAGAGCCUGACCAGGACAAGGAACUCGGAGAACAUAUAAACUUUUCCAGUAGAUAUGUCCAGGUUAAGAAUGAUGAGCGGACUAAACUAAAUGGCUUGGAUUAUGAUGAUCUGAUGAAGAACGAAAACUCAGCCGAUCCAAAAAGUUUAAGGAACAGCUAUAAACGCGGUAGAGGAAGUAGAGAUUUUGGACGUCGUAGGAAGUGGCAGAAAAAAGUUAAUGGAUCCAGAUCUGGCCGGGUCCGGCAAAAUGUCAAGAGUAACGAGAAGAUUAAUCAAGGACAGGGAGAGCUGGGACAAGGAACUCAGCUUAUGGGCAUACGCGGCCGCCGUACAGUAAGGAAAAGGAGGGCUGAGAAGAGCAUUCCAGAUGAAGGAUUGUCAGGGCUAGUGCCUAGUAGUAGCACUCAGAACAUAGAUGAAUCCCCAAAAGAUUAUCUUGGGGAAUGGGAGGAUGAAAAAAUGGAUAGAUUUGUCGAUAUGGAAGACGAAGAGAAUGUGAUGGAAGAUGAAGAGAAUAUGAUGGAAGAUGAGGAAAAUGAGGAGAAUGAAGAGAAUGUAAACAACGUAGAACAGAUGGACUCCGACGAUGGCCAGGAAGUUGGAUAUGAGCAAGGGGGCUGGGAGUUUGGGUUUGAAGGGACUUCCAACAGAUGGAAUGGUGAUUUAGGGAUAGGUAGUGAUGAGGAUGUGGAUUUAUCUGACUACAAUGGCACUGAAGAGGGAGGAAAUGAUGAUAUAGAGGAAUUAGAUGUUGAUAGCAGCGAGGAGUCGGAUUGUUCACCAAAUAGGAUAGGCAACAAUGGUGGAGGAGAAUCCGCUGUUUCAGACGACUAUAGUGACUAAAUAAAAUAUCAGACAUUAAGGAGGUGCAUAAUUUUGAUACCCUUCAACUAGCGGCUGAAUUUGUGUACAGGGGAACAAAAUAGCAGUUUUUCCCCAAACCAAAUAUAUUUUAGUUUUAGAAUCCCCCAUGACUGACAUUAUCUAGAUGAUCUUUAGUCUAAUUUAUUACUGGAAAAUGUAUCAUCCUAUCCUAGAUUAUUUGAUAAUAAAAAUUUGUAAAGUUAUAGUUGCUACAAGUUGUUCUACAUGGGGGGGAAAAAACAUGACUUGAUCACACUGCAGAAUCGUUGAAAUUUUACAAGGCCUUGUUUUA
Molecule: messenger RNA, 6188 nt
Organism: Cucumis sativus (cucumber)
Lineage: Eukaryota; Viridiplantae; Streptophyta; Magnoliopsida; Cucurbitales; Cucurbitaceae
Product: homeobox-DDT domain protein RLT1
Exons: 18
Coding region: 626-5875 (1749 amino acids)
Biological process (GO): regulation of transcription by RNA polymerase II
Molecular function (GO): DNA binding
Source: RefSeq, a predicted model, not a curated record